AUGACAACUCUUCAUGAUGUAAAAUGUGAAAGACGCAUCGUUAACGGUGAAGAAAUAGAUAAAAGCUAUGUGGUAUACAUCGUUUGGGACACAUCAAAUGAAACUCUAACCGAGUACCUUGAUAGUAACACUGUAUGUGGUGGUUUUAUAUUAAAUGAAGUUAUGGUUGUAACUUCAGGUGCAUGCCUAAAACAGUUUCCAUAUCAGUACGUGAUAGCAGGCUACAACAAGUAUGUCCCAGGUGCUGUGGGUCGCAAUAAGAAGGAAGAAGAAUGUAUGGAAAUAGCAAAGAAACCCAUAAUUGAAAAAUGUUAUCAUUAUUAUCCACACCUCAGACUACACCAUGCAUGGGCUUAUAAUGAUUUAGCUAUCGCGAGGCUAGAAACAGCAUAUGAUUUCAAUAAUCAAGCCUUUACAGAAAAAUGUUCGUAUCAGCCAACCGUAGCUAAUUAUAAAUACCGUGUGUUGCAACCAGGCACUGAUGUCGUCGUGUAUGGCUGGGGAUCGAAUCGUUAUCAUAAACCUGAAAAUAUAUCGUUCGACAUAAACCAGGAUUAUUUAAUGGCUACAACUACUAAAGUGAUUGCCUUAGAUGAGUGCGAUCAAAGUUAUGCACACUCAAUAUCAAAUGAUGGCAGGCCUAGAUUCUGCACAGAUGGUGAAUCCUCUUUAGAUAUCUACGGCGAGCCAACAGGUACACGGCGUGCCAACGUAACCUAUACCUCAAGAAAUCGUACCCAAGUCUAUGCUUUAGACGUGCUUGGUGUACGCAGAAAUAAAACUAUUGCGUUAAGAAAAAGCUUAUACAAAACUGGUAGAAGGCACGGACCCUGUCAGAACGAUCACGGUGGACCUAUUUCGACUUGGGAGCGUGGCGAAGAAAUAGUGGUAGGAAUAGUGACUGGCUACUUGGUGAACAAGGAUAUGGAAUGCGUCGGCCCUUACAUCUACUCAUUGUUGCAUUAUUUCCAUAGGUUUAUCGCUUGUACUCAGCAAAAAUUAAAUAAGCAAGGUGCAGUUCGUUCUGACGUACCUAAACCCGUCUCGAUGUACCAAUCUAUGACCAAGGCGCUGCUGGUUCUUCUUCUGGCUCGUUAUGCAAAAUGUCAAAGACGCAUCGUUAACGGUGAAGAGAUAAAUAAAAGUUAUGUGGUAUACUUCGUUUGGGACUUAUCAGAUAAAAAUCUAACUGAGUACCACGAUACUACCACUAUAUGUGGUGGUUUCUUUAUAACUGAAAAUUUGGUUAUAACUGCAGAUGAAUGCCUAAAAAUAUUCCCGACUCAGUACGUGAUAGCAGGCUACAAUAAGUAUGUCCCAGGUGCUGUGGGGCGCAAUAAGGAAGAAGAAGAAUGUUUGAAAAUAGCAAAGAAACCUAUAAUUGAAAAACAUUAUUUUCGCACCUCCCAGGCACAACUCAAGAAUGGAUGGCAAUAUGAAGAGUUAGCUUUCGCAAGACUAGAAACGGCAUUUGAUUUCAAUGAUCAAGCCUUUACCGAGAAAUGUUCGUAUCAGCCAUCCGUCGCUAAUUAUCAAUUCCGAGAGUUGAAACCUGGCACUGAUGUUGUUGUGUAUGGCUGGGGAUCGAAUCGUUAUCACAGACCUGAAAAUAUAUUGUUUGAUACUAACCAGAGCUAUUUAAUGGCUACAACCACUAAAGUAAUUGCUUUAGACGAAUGCAAUAAAAAUUAUAACCACGCAAUAAAUAAUAUUCACAACAUUAGAUUCUGCACGGAAGGCGAAUCCUCCUUAGAUGUCUAUGGUCAGCCGACAGAUACAAGACGUGCCAACACAAAUAACACCCACAGCGACCCCGUCUAUGCUUUAGAUGUGCCAGGUAUGCCCGGAAAUAAAACUAUUGGUUUAAGGAAAAGCUUAUACAGAACUGGUAGAAGGUACGGACCCUGUCAGAAUGAUCACGGUGGUCCUAUCGCGACUUGGGAGAAUGGAACUGAAAUAGUGGUAGGAAUAGUCACAGGGUACCUAGUGAACAAUGAUAUGGAAUGCGUCGCUCCCUACAUCUACACGGAGCUUACAUUUUUCAAAAAAUUUCUUAAUACAUCUUUGCAAAAAUUUAAGACCUAA
Molecule: messenger RNA, 2085 nt
Organism: Arctia plantaginis
Lineage: Eukaryota; Metazoa; Arthropoda; Insecta; Lepidoptera; Erebidae
Source: the annotation of a GenBank genome assembly